Molecule: messenger RNA, 465 nt
Organism: Myxocyprinus asiaticus (Chinese sucker)
Lineage: Eukaryota; Metazoa; Chordata; Actinopteri; Cypriniformes; Catostomidae
Product: cytochrome c oxidase subunit 7B, mitochondrial-like
Exons: 3
Coding region: 89-322 (77 amino acids)
Biological process (GO): mitochondrial electron transport, cytochrome c to oxygen
Source: RefSeq, a predicted model, not a curated record
GUCUCGGGCACGCGUUUCCGCUCUGUACUUCUCUAUUUUGCUUCUGUCAUUCAGUUCAAGUGUAUUAGCACGCGACCAAGAUAUCGCCAUGUAUCACUUUGCCAAGGCUGCUUUCAGCCUCUCCGGUCAAAGUGCCCGUCAGGUGGCUGUGCGACACAAGUCAGAUCUGUCCCAAGACCUUCAUGCAAAAUAUGGAGCCCCUCUUCUGAUUUCUGGAGUCACAUUUUGCACUGCUGUUUGGGCAUAUGUGAUCACAUCGACAGGCAUCGCAUGGAACCUGUCACCUGUAAGCAAGGUGCAGCCCAAGGAAUGGAAGGAGUAAUAAAAACAUUCCCCAAUGUGGAAAUAGAAAAAUAACAUUCUAAACUUUUCCAUUUCAAAAAUGGAAACAAUUUUCACCUAAUCCAAUCCCGUUGCAGUCUUGGCAUGUCUGUAAAAAUGUAAUAAAUGAAGUAUAACUCUUAA